AUGUUUUGCUAUGGAUUCAUUGUCAAAAUUAAUAGUAUCAUUAUCCAUGGUAUUACCUACUCAUCUCUGAUACGUAGUAUGAAACACUACAUUGAGUAUCAGUAUCAAGCCAUAGGUUAUGGGCUACUAAUAGUGACUAUGAGCAAGCCCACAAUUCACGACCUAUAUAGGUCUGUUAUUGCAAAAAAUGUUGAUCACAAUAACGGAAAUAUCAAACAUAUGAAAUCAUCAGAAUUCACAGGGGAUUCUGAUGAUUACAAUGCCCAUCAAGAUACAGACAAUGAAUCUCCGACGACUAGUGUGGAUAAAUUACAGUUAAAUUGUAUAAAAUUAUACUUGUGGGACUUUAAACAGUGUGACUCUAAGAAAUGUACCGGAAGGAAGCUAUUAAGACUGGGCAUAGUCCAUCCAUUGAAGCUAAAUUCUACAUUCCAUGGCAUAGUAUUGUCGCCCAGUGCCAAAACUGUUAUAAUGCCCAAAGAUAUUCAAACAGCCUCCCGCGGUUUGGCAGCAAUCGAUUGUUCCUGGAAUCAACUGGACAAGGUACCCUUCAAGAAGCUAAAAACAAAAAACUUUAGAUUACUACCCAAACUAAUAGCAUCAAAUCCAACCCAUUACGGUAAACCAUUCGAACUUUCAUGUAUUGAAGCAUAUGUAGCUGCUCUGGUUAUUUUAGGUUUAAAUGAGCAAGCAAAACGUCUAGUAUCAAUUUAUGACUGGUUACCAAAUUUUCUGCAGUUGAAUAAUGAAGUCUUAAAUGUAACAUUCAUGCACGAAGGUUAA
This is a messenger RNA of Babesia microti strain RI, 783 nucleotides long. Its product is annotated as TSR3, pre-rRNA-processing protein TSR3. The transcript is spliced from 2 exons. The coding region runs from base 1 to 783 and encodes 260 amino acids. NCBI's taxonomy places the organism in Eukaryota, Apicomplexa, Aconoidasida, Piroplasmida, Babesiidae. Gene Ontology annotation, biological process: rRNA processing. Gene Ontology annotation, molecular function: rRNA small subunit aminocarboxypropyltransferase activity. The record is from RefSeq and is a predicted model, not a curated record.